Helianthus annuus (common sunflower) is the source of this 1032-nucleotide messenger RNA. RefSeq names its product RNA polymerase-associated protein LEO1-like. The transcript is spliced from 2 exons. The coding region runs from base 1 to 1032 and encodes 343 amino acids. The record is from RefSeq and is a predicted model, not a curated record. NCBI's taxonomy places the organism in Eukaryota, Viridiplantae, Streptophyta, Magnoliopsida, Asterales, Asteraceae.
AUGAAAGAACAUGAAACUUAUAUGAUGAACAAAGUGCUUGAAAAUAUGCUUGGUAAGUCUGUGGAGCAAAGGUUUGAAGAGAUUGAAGUUGAGGAAGUUAGAGCGAAACGUCAAGCUGAAAUUGAUGCUGAAAUGAAGUUCAAAGGCAAAGGUGUUGAAGGUUCUGAUCUUGUUGAAAGGGCAAUAGUUCUAUCUACUGAUCCUGAGUCUCCUAUUCAGAAUCCACGUUCGAUUUCUACAGUGUCUGCUAUCUUUGAGGAAGAUGUAUUAAUGGAUGAUAUCAUUACUGCUGAAGAUGAUGUAUUCUCUGCAAGCAGUCACAGUGAUGACGAUGGUAAUGAUGAUGAUGAUGAUCAGGGUGGUACUGGUGUUAAAGUUUCUGAAGCGUCAAAUGAACAAACUGUUGAUGACUAUAUGCAUGAUGAUGCAAAUGAAGUGUCAGAUAAUGUUGAUGGAGAGGGGGAGAAUGUGGAUGAUCAGAAUGCCGAUGAAGUUGAGAAGUUGAUUCUUCGUAUUGAGCCUGAGGUAGAAGAAGGAGAAAUCAGGCAUACGUAUACUUUAGAUGAAGUUCUCAAGAUGUUUAAUGUUAAUGAAAAUGAGUUCAAAUUUGAUUUCGAAGAAGAGUUGAAUGCUUUUGAUAUCAAUCAACAAUCCGAGUAUCAGUACAAGUAUGUUGAUGAAGCUGAUAACUAUGAUAGGGUUGAGGUUGAAGAUUGUACUGUUGAAGAGAGUGUGAAUGAAGAUACUUCAGACUUUCCAACUCUGGUUGAGUUCUUCAGUCAAGAGAAUAGAGAUGAACUGAGGAGAAAAGUUGCUGAAAUUUUGAAAGAUAAGAACUUUGAUGGUACUACAAAAGAUCCACAGUGCGAAGAACGCAAGAAGUGGUUCAGGAAGAGUAAUGAAAGAAAGUUCAAACGUCAUUUGAAGUUUUACAAGAGGGAUAGAGAUGUUUCGCUUGGUGAUAUCAUCAGUUGGGGAUUCUUACCACAGGUGAACACUUAUGCAAUUAGAAGAGAAUAUGGCGUGCAAUAA